AAAUCCGCUAUGCAACUGUGUACUGGAAUAGAGCUGAAAAAACAUUUCAGGUCAAGAAUAUACUGGACAGGAGUGGAGAUGCCUAUGGUUUCUACAACAACACUGUACAGACAACAGGUUGGGGAGUUCUGGAGAUCAGAGCGGGCUAUGGCAGUCAGACCUUAAGCAAUGAAGAUAUCAUGUAUGCAGCUGGCUUUUUGGAAGGCUACCUCACAGCUCCGCACAUGUAUGACCAUGCUGCAAAUAUGUACCCGCAGUUAAUUAAGAAUCCCACCGUUCGAAGCGGAGUUCAGAAUUUCAUGGCGAAACAAGAUCAAUGGACAAGACAGCAAAUCAGAAAUAAUAAGGAUGACCCCUUUUGGAGGCAUGCUGGCUAUAUUAUUGAACAGUUGGAUGGUCUGUACAUGGGAGCCCUCGAGUGGGCUAAACUACACAAACAAACACCACUGAGCAUCUUUGAUGUCCAAUUUCUGAAUGCAGUUGGAGACCUGUUGGACCUCAUUCCUGCGUUAUUUGAGUAUUCUGCACGGGGUGGACAAUGCAAUGUGGAGCCAGGAGGCCAUGGGAAAUAUCAGUGGGAUAUGGGUCACUGCUCUGCACUCAUCAAGGUUCUACCUGGAUAUGAGAAUAUCUAUUUUGCCCAUUCCAGCUGGUUUACAUAUGCAGCCACACUGAGAAUAUAUAAGCACUGGAACUUCAAUAUAGUUGAUCCAGCCACCAGCACCAGCCGUGUCUCGUUCAGCAGUUACCCAG
Molecule: messenger RNA, 753 nt
Organism: Mesitornis unicolor (brown roatelo)
Lineage: Eukaryota; Metazoa; Chordata; Aves; Mesitornithiformes; Mesitornithidae
Product: phospholipase-B 81-like
Exons: 5
Biological process (GO): phospholipid catabolic process
Cellular component (GO): extracellular region
Molecular function (GO): glycerophospholipase activity
Source: RefSeq, a predicted model, not a curated record